AGCACUCAUUGGAGAGGAGGGAGGAGCCGAGUAGUGUGGGCUGUAGUGAGGCGCAGUCACAGGAGGGGGCGCUGUUUGGUCAGUGAAGGAAUGUGCAACUAGUCGGGCAGAGCUGUCAGUGGCGACACAGAGGUGAGGAGCCCAGGCUGGGAUUACUGAGAGCCGGGAGUACGGAAAGCAUUUGGGAGGCACAGGGAGCCGGUUCCGGGAGGAUCAGUGAAUGUUUUAGGAUAUACAUGUGUACAGGGCUUUGUGCCCCCUCUCUCCUGUGAAAUGCCCCGUUCGCUUUCACUCCUCCUACUGCUCCUGAAACUCGUGGCCAUGACACCCUCCCGGAGCCCUCCGAGUUGCCACGAAGUGCGAACGGCUUUCCAGCUGCAGCAGGUCGGAAGGGGACGCCUGGUACCCGAAGUACCUGUGGAGGAGUCUGAUCUGGAGAUCUGCCAGCACAAAGCCCCUACCUGCUGUACCAGGAAGAUGGAGGAGAGCUACCAGGCUGCUGUGAGAAGAGAAAUUGCGCAUAACAUCCAAGCACUGAACUUUGAGAUCAAAUUUAUGAUUGUCUCACACAAGUCUAAUUUCAAAGAGGGUUUCACCCAUUUGAUUGAUCUUGCCGUAAACCACACACUCUCCUUAUUUGAUAGUAACUUCUGGCUUUUGGAGCAAGAAGCAAGGGAUCCAGUAAGAGAACUGUUUACUGAUAUCUCUCUUUAUGUACUUGGAGAAGAGAUACCUGUUGAUGCCGCUGUCUCACGUUUUUUUGAUGCCCUUUUUCCCCUGGUUUAUAAGCAUCUUAUAAAUCCGAAGAUGGCACCCCUUCCAAAAGAACACUUGGAGUGUCUACGCCUGACACGGCAGGAUAUUAAUCCCUUUGGGCCUUACUCUCAGACAAUGGCUACUGGGCUUUCUAAGUCACUCUGGGUUAGCAGGAUGAUGAAUCAGGCACUAAACAUGGUGGAACAUGUCAUCAAUGGCACAGAACAGACGGUCAUGACACGGGAGUGCGCACAAGCAUUGGUGAAAAUGCAGUACUGCCCUCACUGCCAAGGUCUUACUCUUAUUCGACCCUGUGUGGGCUAUUGUCUCAAUGUUAUGAGAGGAUGCCUUGCUUCUCUGACAGAAUUGGAUGCUCCUUGGAGGGACUUUAUCUCCUUACUGGAGCACCUUGCACGGCAGUUGACUGGGUCAUAUGACUUGGAGCUGUCACUUUUGGGGAUCAGGGAAGGGGUGAAAGGAUCCAUCCAGUAUGCAGAGAUGCAUGGAUCCAACAUUUCAUCUGUGGUAGAGAAGGUCUGUGGACCACUACAGGAGAUUCCUGCCAAACCCUCCCCACAUGUCAUUGUACAGAUGAAUAUGGAAGAUGAACUACCCCAAGUAACAACAUUUCCAGCUUUUGGUCACCUGAGAAGUUCUCUGCCUUUGAAAGCUGCGAAGAAUGACAGACCUCGUAAUAUGAAGAGAGUCUCUCGAGAAUUUAUCAAGUAUAUGGAAAAUUCGAAAGCAUUUUAUGCCACGUUGGCAGAGCGGUUGUGCAGCGGGGAUCUAGCAGUAAGAGAUGGAUCCACUUGCUGGGAUGGAGAAGAUGUGGUGGAAAGUUAUGCAAACGUAGUCGUCUCCAAUGAUUUCAAAGCUCAAGCAAACAACCCUGUAGUGAAGGUCAGAGGGAGAAAUGUUCUUAUCACCAAUGUAAUCAACAGACUGAAUCAUUUCAUCCAGACCGGUUCCCAAAAGCAGAUUAAGCCUGACAAGAAUCGGAUCAGGGAAGGGAGUGGAGGAAAACUGGAAGACACGGAUCCCAGCGGUGACUGUGAUGAUGAAGAUGGAUGCCAAGGUUCUGGGGGUUCUUCUACGCACACAGGCACAAAACUGAUACCUGAAGUCUCACGAAAAGGCAAUGGCACAGUGCAUGUUCUCCUUCCUCAUCCAGGUGCCACCAAGAUAUCCCAUAAACAGAAGAACCUACCAGACACGGGUAGCAGGUUGACAUUGUCUUCAGCUCUACCUUUGGCUGCCUUAUUAUUCAUAUGUCGGUAUAUCUAAUGGCUUUCUAGUGCUGCAGCUACCUUUUAAGAAUGUGUUCAUAAUCCUUUGAAGCCUUAUUGAAGAAACAGAGGGCUGAAACCAAUAGAUGAAUCUGGUGGUAUUUGACUUUGUGUCUCUGUCGCCUUAAACUGAGAAGGAGGAACUUGCAAAGAAGAUACAUGUGCUGGGGGCAGAAUGGACUAUGGAGACUGUCUAUGGAGUAGUCCACAAGCAGUCUAGAAGCAAAUCUUACUUUACAAGUGAAUGGAUCCUCAACUCGAUUUGUAAUAUGCAAGUGAAACUUGGACAGAUAUGGUGGGAAUAGAGAUGUUCAAACCAACACCAUCUUCUGAACCAGAAGACCCAUACGUGUCUUUGCACUUUAGAAGCCACUAAACCAAGCUGUGCUUCAUAUAAUUCAAUACCUCUCAACAUCUAGUAAAAAAAUCACACAGAUGAUUGUCAACUUUUUAUCGUUCACCAAAUAUUUGUAUACUUCUCAAAGUAUUUUUUGUUUUUGAACCUGGGCUUGUUAGAUAUCUCAAUUUUUGGAAAUCCGCUAAAGAUUAGCCUGGUUGUGAGGAAGCAAGAAAGGUCUACAGUACUGGUUCAGUAAUGAGAAAGGAACGGACAGUAGACAACUCUGGUUUGCCAUUAACCAAAGACAACAAGGAACUGCUAGACAAAACCUUCUUAAACUGAGGUUUACAUUGGAAGCUAAACGUGCAGCCUUCAGGAGCUGGAAACUGGCUGAUGAAACUGGAAUUUGAGGUUUACAACUGCUAGAGGGUCAAGGUUACAGUUCCCUCUUAUGGCAUUAACUUAAAGGGAUGGCAGUCAUAUGCAUCAAGGUGUUAAGUCAAUUUUAACGAGAAACAGACUUGUGAUAGAGUUCAACCCUUCCUUCAUCAGAACAAAGAGAGAUGUAUCCCCCAGAGGUACUAAACACUAUCACAAGUUAGUCCGUGGCUUGAUACAAUUGGCUAAAUGCCUUGUGAGUGUCAUUCCUGUGGUUACUCAAGAUAAUGCUACAUGGUGAUGCCUAGCCAGACAGCCGAGGAGCAGGAGCUCCUUUGGAUAAACACAGUGCAGGGGAUUUUCUUCUGUAGAGAAUAACUAAAAGAGCCACCAAGCCUAAAAUAAAAGUUGAUCCAUCAGGAAAA
This is a messenger RNA of Xenopus laevis (African clawed frog), 3185 nucleotides long. It is a transcript of the gene gpc5.S, whose product is annotated as glypican 5 S homeolog. Gene Ontology annotation, cellular component: cell surface; extracellular region; plasma membrane. The record is from RefSeq and is a predicted model, not a curated record. Gene Ontology annotation, biological process: cell migration; regulation of signal transduction; regulation of protein localization to membrane. The transcript is spliced from 9 exons. Bases 274 to 2040 code for a protein of 588 amino acids. Lineage: Eukaryota; Metazoa; Chordata; Amphibia; Anura; Pipidae.